AUGGCGAACAAACAGGCUCAUGAGAUCAUUGUCGUCUAUUUCAAGGAUGGCAUCGAUUAUAAGGAGCAGCUUGAGACUAUGAAGCAGAUCGGAAUCAACUCCUCUAAAACGGAAGGAUUUGUUUCUCGAGAGAUCUUUUAUGCUGAGCCCGAUAAUCGUUGGGUUGACUAUUUCAUUUGGCGCGAUAUGGCAGCAGCAGACGAGUCAAUCGAAAACUCCAAAAAGAUACCCGGCGCUGCCGAACUGUUCGCCAAGAUUGAUCAAGAAAAGAGCGUCUGGUCGCGUUAUUACAAGGUGUCCGACAAAUAA
This is a messenger RNA of Trichoderma breve, 309 nucleotides long. RefSeq lists its product as uncharacterized. Lineage: Eukaryota; Fungi; Ascomycota; Sordariomycetes; Hypocreales; Hypocreaceae. The transcript has a single exon. Bases 1 to 309 code for a protein of 102 amino acids. The record is from RefSeq and is a predicted model, not a curated record.